Molecule: messenger RNA, 3977 nt
Organism: Eurytemora carolleeae
Lineage: Eukaryota; Metazoa; Arthropoda; Copepoda; Calanoida; Temoridae
Exons: 2
Coding region: 167-3856 (1229 amino acids)
Source: RefSeq, a predicted model, not a curated record
UAGAGAUUGGAUUGUUUAAGGAGAAAACGAUGUUGAUGGUUUAAAGAAUGGAGAAUGGUGAGCUGAGAGAGGUUUAGUGAUAAUGUGAAAACAGUGACAUAGUUUCAGCCAUCUGGCUCCAUUUAUAGGAUUUACUAUCUUCUUCCAUCAUAGUUCAGGAGCGAAAAUGAAGAUCUCCGACCCCCUCGGAAAGGUUUAUACUCACACAAUGUUUAAGAAGAAGAGUUAUGAUAUCCCUCGCAAUGAGGUUGAGCAGGACCAAGACGAGAGUGACGAAGAUGCAAUCAGUGAGGCCUCUGAGCAAUCAGACGAUUCUCUUUCUACCAGAUCCUCCAGAAUCGUCCCGAGUCGAAGGGGAUCGUCAAGGCAUCACAAGGACGAUGUGGAACAACAGGACAGAGAGGAUGCAAUAUCCUACGCGUCUCGUCAGAAGGACGGCCGAGGAAGAAAAGAUAAAAAGUUUGGUUUGGAAAACCUCGGUCCUCCAGGGACCUCGUAUUCUCUCUGGUCAACUCAACGAUCCUUGCAACGCGAUCAUCGGAGGAAGUUCAACCGAUCUUUGUGUGGAGUUUUGCUGGGCAUAAGUAUCGUUCUUGUAAUCCUUGGUAUUCUCGGGAUUAUUGGGAUUGCUGUAUACCUCGGAGUGGUUCAGAAGAUUGAGGAUUCAGGCAGAGAUCUUGUAUCCAUAGACGGAGCGUUUAGGGUUGUAUCAGAGGAUUUCUCCAUCUCCCUUCUCAACCCAACCUCAGUUAGGUACAAGGAGAACUCCAAGAAAUACUCCGGUAUUAUCGAGAGAACGUAUAAAAAGAGUUUGCUCCAAGAGUCCUUGGUUAGUGUGAUUAUCGAUGGGUUCAGCUCCGGUAGUGUCAAAGUGUUUUUUAAAAUCAUUCUUGAUAAAAAGAAGUUGCCAGGACGAACUGCGGAGGACCCCGUCCUCUCUGCCAAGGACGUUUUUAUCCAGGAAGUAAUGACACUUGAAAACAGUGAGUUUGGCAGUGAUACGAUAGAUCUUGAUAGUAUUGAGUUUUCUCUCUCUGCAGUUCAAGAUAUUACAAAGAAAUAUUUAGAUCCUGAACCACUUCAGGGGGAUGAGACUAGUUCACCUCUAUCAGGUUCUUUAUGGCAAAACCUUGCUCAGUCUUCAAGAGUAUCCACGGAGAAACCUGUAAGUUCUAGCUCUGAAAGAAUAUCCUUGUCAUGGCAGGGACAGGAUAGGGUUGAAUCAGCUCCUCCAGAGACAGUUAAACAGGAAGUUGUCUCCAACAACGGCUGGACACUACCCAAGUAUCCUUCUCCUCAAACAUAUGGACAAUCCAGAAGUAAUUUGAUUUACAACCCAACCUUUACCAACUUUGCUUCCGCUAACACACCUGUUCUACUCAAACCAAAUGAUGGGCGAAGUAUAAUAUUUGAGUCGGAUACUAAUCCGUCCAGUAGAUAUGAUUCAGGUUUCAAAUCCUCAUUAUACUCCUCAACUCCUUCAGCAAGACCAGUGUAUCCAUCUCCGAAUCCGUCCUACAAGAUGAACCGAAGAAUCGACUCCGGAUUUGAGACUGAUAAACUGAUGUCAGAGUAUUUAGAGGCUCCACCUCCUCCAACUGAGUACACGCCAGACAUAAUUCUGGCCGAGGAGGAACCCAUCUCAGAUUUACAACAGCUCUUCCGUCAGCGGAGCAGAGAUUCUAUGAGUUCGUUGCGAUCCUCAGAAAGGCCUGAACCUGCUCCAAUUCCAUCCCAAGAUUUAGGAUGGGGAGGUUUUCUCAACCGAAGAAUAGAUACUGCUCCUAGUUCAGUGGAUGUAAAAGAUAGUUUCUGGAAUGUUAUGGAGAAGCGAAUCAAGGAUACAGAAGAGAGAACAGAACAAGUGAAUAAACCUAUCCAGAGUACGUCCCAACCUAGUCUGAGUAUUGAUGAAAAUCUUCUCCAGAUGCAAGAGGAACUAGAAAGACUAAUUGCUCUAGAGGCUAAGAACCAGAAGCAGCGGCAAAUGGAAAAGAUGAUUCCUGUUGAGAAAAGAAACCCUGGCUUAUCCUGGAACUCACGGAGAAAUAAUCCUGAAUCUGUUGUUAUCAACAACCUCGGAUCCUCAGGUAUGAAACCUAUCACACCCCGUCACUCCGCUACACCCUCAACCUCUCCAGGACCCAACUUCCUUGAUGUGUUGGUUCCUGAAGGACAAAAUGAAGGAUUUUUCGGAGUUGGAAGUUCUCUAUCAUUCGAUUCUAAACCUGCUCCUUCCCGCGGAAGUAUUCAAUCUUCACUUGUCAAUAGAGUUCCUUCUAUACACCAGGAGCAGGUCAUUACUCCAUCCAACUCUUAUGGAGCGGAUCCAAAUAUAAUUUAUCCGAACCAGAUUACUCCAGGUACCCCUCUACUACAGGGACCCCAAGGACCAAUUAUCUCUACUCCAAGACUACCUAAUUACACUGUUCCACAAACGCCUGAUGCUCCGAUCAUGCAGGGCUCUGAUUAUUCAUAUAAUAGGGUAAACAAUGUCCAGAGGAGUCGUGAGUCAAUCCUAUCAGGGAACCAGUAUAAGGGCCAAUUUGGAGUAAAUCCAAUCCUCCGAUCCAGUACUCAACCUCCGAGAAGAUCUCCACCCACCCAACUAAACCAGGGGAGAACACAGGAUUUAAACCGGAGAAUAGAACCUGCGUCAGAGAGACAGAAAGCUGCACGGAGACAAGAUAUUAUUGGAGGCCUUCUUCCAGCAGCCAUAGGUUUAUCUAGCUCCGUAGGUAUUAGUCCUGUCGGAAUAUUCUCCAAUCUUCUCAAUGCAUACGCAACCAUUGAUAGCAAACAUGAUAUCACAGGGAAACUUAUCAAUGGUGCUGCGACAUGGUUUCAGGGCUCGGAAGAAAAUCAGGAAGCUUCAGAUCAAGAUUCAACAACAACAACAACAACAACAACAGAUGCAUCAACAUCUUCAUUAAAUUCUAAAACUUUAAACGUUGAAACAUCCACACCAACUCCAACUAUUACAACAACAGCUACAACAUCUACAACAACAUCUUCUCCAUUGAAGUAUACUCCAACAGCAAUCAACGUUAGGGUGACAGAUAAGAUUUCAACCUUCUCCUACAGCUCAGAAGAUGAGAAAGAAUACUACUCAUUGCUCCAGAAAAUUAGAUCCGGGAUAGAUUUAGACUCGGAUGAAUCCGCCGACAAUUCUGAAUUUGACUCCGAGUACGACGUAGUUUAUGAUAUUCUGCCAGCCAGAUCAAACCUUGGAAUAGAUAUUCCUCUCCGUCCUAAACCCCCUUCAGAGGAUAUAGUUCAAGUUUCUCCUUCUCCUGUCAGAUACAACAAUCCGUCAGAGCAGUAUGGAGUAAACAAUCCAAACUGGUUUAGCAAUAAUGUACCAUCCUCCACCCCUGGAUAUGGUCCAGAUGAUUUUGUUGUUGAAACUGUAAACCUAGAUAAGAACUUCUUCUACCAAUUCUUCACUUCGAAACCAAUGAUUCUUGAUACAGACGUGGUAACCUCAACCAGUGUCAAGGAAUCCUAUGCUCCCUACUAUCCAACCUCAGACAAACUACCAAUGAAACGAGGACGGGAAACUCUCUCAAACCUUCCGGAGCAUAUAGUCGGUCAGGAUCUACUCCCGGAGCAUAUUCUCAAGAGAACCGGAGAACUUGAAUCUGAUACCCUAGAUGAACCCUCUCCGUCACUUCCGGAGAUAAUAAACAAAUCCUCACAGUUUAAACGAUACAACGUUCCCCCUGAGGUUCGAAUAACCCACGGGGUUCAGAUUCCGAACUAUAGAUCGUUAUCAAACGAACCAUUUCAAACUGAAAAUCUAAGCGAAUCAGAAAAAAGUUCGCCUGAGGACUCCGACAGCGAAGAAAAUGUUUAAAUUUUAAAGAAAAAAACUCUGGCUAUACAUUGCCUAACCUUAUAUGAAAAUAACUUUUUAAUUAUGUUUUAGGAUUUUUUAUUUGUUAUCAUCUGACCUAAAUGACUUUUUUUGUCUUCCA